Cantharellus anzutake is the source of this 816-nucleotide messenger RNA. Its product is annotated as mitochondrial genome maintenance MGM101-domain-containing protein. The transcript is spliced from 5 exons. Gene Ontology annotation, molecular function: single-stranded DNA binding. Bases 1 to 816 code for a protein of 271 amino acids. Gene Ontology annotation, cellular component: mitochondrial nucleoid; mitochondrial chromosome. Lineage: Eukaryota; Fungi; Basidiomycota; Agaricomycetes; Cantharellales; Hydnaceae. The record is from RefSeq and is a predicted model, not a curated record. Gene Ontology annotation, biological process: interstrand cross-link repair; recombinational repair.
AUGGCAGGACGGGGCUCGGUCAAAAGUGCACUGCGCUUGUUCUACACGCCUGCCAUUUCAAGGACAGUGCGUGUUCGAGCUGCACGAGCUCGCCCUGCAAGCGUUAGCUACCACCUAUCUACGCCGUUAAGGCAAUACGUGUCCAAUGGAGUGAAUGGCGCGAAUGGCACCCAGGCAACGGGAGACGUAUCACCAACAACCGAUGGAGUAAGCCCUCCCCCAUCUGAGACGAACGCCACAGGAGAAAGCGCGUCUCCCGCUUUUUCAGACUCGUUGCCUGCUCCUGAUGGGAAUGGAACGAACUGGUCAACCUCCUACCAUGGACUUUCGGUGGAACCCUUCCCGCCAGAAGCUGCUGAAAUCCUGAUGGCUCCAAUUGAUCCUCUUGACAUCGAAAUGAAGCCAGACGGUCUCAUUUACCUUCCCGAAAUUAAAUAUCGCCGAAUAUUAAAUAAAGCUUUCGGACCUGGAGGUUGGGGUCUAGCUCCUCGCGGUCCAACUCACGUCGGCCCAAAGGUGGUUAGUCGCGAAUAUGCUCUCGUGUGCUUAGGAAGACUAGUAGCGGUUGCGCGAGGCGAGCAAGAAUAUUUCGAUAAAAAUGGCAUCCCCACCGCCACAGAGGCUUGCAAAAGCAACGCACUUAUGCGCUGUUGUAAAGAUCUAGGGGUGGCGAGCGAACUUUGGGAUCCUCGCUUCAUCCGAGAUUUCAAAGCAAAACAUUGUGUUGAAGUUUUUGUGGAGCAUAUUCCGACAAAGCGGAAGAGGAAACUGUGGAGAAGAAGGGAUGCGAAAUUCGACUACCCGUACAAGGAAUAA